GCUGAAUACUUCACAUUUAAUCUAAUAAAAUUAUCAAACAAUUUGUUGUGAAUACUGAACGAAUCGAAACAGUUUAUAGAAGUUCACGCGACUUGACGUAUCUACAAAAUGGCACCAAAUGUAGAAGUGAUAUUGGAAGGUUUCUCUAUUCUGGAAGGCCCACAUUGGGAUAUUAAAAAUCAGUGCCUUUAUUUUCUCGAUUUUCAUAAGCACAGCGUUCAUAAAUACGUGCCGUCUACAAGGAAGUUGACUAACGCAGUUAUAGGAAAUCACAAUGUUUCAAUAAUUAUACCAAUCAAAGAUAAAAAGGACAAUUUCGUGAUAACCGUUGAUAGAUCAGUGUCAACCAUAACCUGGGAUGGAGAGAGUAACACUGUGCUGAACCUCAAGAAAUUGUAUGAAGUUGAUCAUGGAACAGACCAUGUCUUCAAUGAUGGAAAAUGUGACUCAAGUGGAAGACUUUGGUCAGGAACUAUGGGAGCACAUGCAUCCACUAUUGAUGGAAUACCUCCAGGCAAAGGAACUCUUUACAGUUUUCAGAAUAAUUUGGUCCAGAACUACAGGGGCGGAAUUGGGAUAUCCAAUGGUAUUGCUUUCAACAAAGAACUGGGAAAAAUGUACUAUAUCGACUCUAUGAAUGGAACUGUAGAUCAGUACGAUUUGGAUAUCAAUCGAGGAACUUUAUCGAACCUCCAACCAAUAUUCACCAGAGAAAAGCAUGGAUUCGACGAAUGUUUGUUUGACGGUAUGACAAUUGAUUCAGAUGGCAACUUAUGGGUAGCAAUAUUCUUAGGCUCAAAAGUGAUUAAAAUUGAUCCAAGACGACCUGAGACACUUCUAGAAACUAUAGAAUUUCCAGCAUCCCAGAUCACUUCUGUUGCGUUUGGCGGAGCAAAUUUGGAUGAGCUUUGGGUCACCAGCGCUAAUUUCAAGGAAUUUUCCCCCGGACAGAAAGGAGGGUCGUUAUUCAAGGUCACAGGAAUCAAUGCUAGGGGCUUGCCAGCUGAUGAGGCUGUUCUGUGAGAUUCAUUCGUAGAGAUGUUAUUUUGAAGGCGGUGGCGGAAUACAGAGUUACAUGUUAUGUAAUUGAUAAAAAAAGGUGUUUGCAUGUAUUAAACUAGGUCAAUAAGUAGCAAAAUAGAAUACAAUAAAUAAUUACCUCAUAAGACUGCCUGUUGCUUGUAACUUACCAAUAAAAUUCAAUAUAUGAAUCUUACGCGAUGGUAAACGACUGAAAAAAUAUGUUGUUAUCCAAGUCAAUAUGUUGUUAUCCAAUACUAUAGUUGAGGUGCAAGAGGCAUAUAGGAUAAGAAAGUAACUUUGGACUGGGCCUGAUUCAUUGUACAUUCAUAAAAUUUUGUUCUGUGUGGACAUGAACUGAAAAUGUAUCCAUACUUUUUUGCAGAAAAGCCAAAACUAGAAAUGGUAAAACAAUACUAAAGUUGGGUUAGGCGCAAUUGUCAGAAGAUGAAAUUUUUUCGAUUAGCCAAUUUUCUAUAGCUUGUGCCUGUAUUUCAUAGUCAAGUAUAUCAUAAAACUAAUUGCUUGUUGCUUGUAACUAUUGCAUUACGACACGACUUCAGUGUAUGAAUUAUAAUCUUCAAUAAGGAGAUGAAGUGAUACGAAUACAAGUAUAUCAUGUGAAAUGAAA
This is a messenger RNA of Leptinotarsa decemlineata (Colorado potato beetle), 1651 nucleotides long. Its product is annotated as regucalcin. Gene Ontology annotation, molecular function: calcium ion binding; gluconolactonase activity. Gene Ontology annotation, biological process: L-ascorbic acid biosynthetic process. NCBI's taxonomy places the organism in Eukaryota, Metazoa, Arthropoda, Insecta, Coleoptera, Chrysomelidae. The record is from RefSeq and is a predicted model, not a curated record.